Messenger RNA from Coregonus clupeaformis (lake whitefish), 2410 nucleotides. RefSeq names its product mucin-5AC-like. The transcript is spliced from 3 exons. Gene Ontology annotation, cellular component: postsynaptic density. The coding region runs from base 1109 to 2410 and encodes 433 amino acids. Lineage: Eukaryota; Metazoa; Chordata; Actinopteri; Salmoniformes; Salmonidae. The record is from RefSeq and is a predicted model, not a curated record. Gene Ontology annotation, biological process: inhibitory postsynaptic potential.
UAAAAGGACAACAGAUUAUCAGAGGACAGGUGUAAAGGAGCGAUAUAAGGAAUACAUGCAGUGCAGGUACUGGAACCUGGGCUAUCCUGUUAUCCAGCAAGAUGAGUGGAAGAUGAGUCACUGAGAAAAGGUAUCGGAAGAGAAAAAAAAGAGAGAGAAAACGUGAGAACGCGAAAGAGAAACACAACGUUGUCCCACUCCUUAGCAAUCCAAUCUCCCUCCAGCCCCGUGGGACAAUACUGAGUUGGUUGGAAGGGCCAGCCUGCAGAUUCGGUGAUUGGAAGGAUGGACAAAGUGUAUUCAGGGGAGUCAUGCCUAUUCGCCGGUAGAUACCGUGCCCCCAUCACGAUUCCAUCUUUUGGGAUAUUAUUUGGACUACGUUGGAGCUGACUGUAUCCAGGAGUCAUGCAACAGAACUGUGUGACUUAUUUCAUGUGAAAUGUCCUCUUUUAGAUGUAGAUAUUGUAUGAAGGAGAUUUGAGCCAUGCUUUAAGUUGGCACUUGCUCCCAUGUUUAAUGUGCUGACAUCAAUUAUACUUUUAAUGUGACUAUAUAGAACGGAUCUAUAAGGAAAUCAGGACUCUAAGUGGACUAUUAUCAUAAAUUAAUGAAGUUCUUUGGACUAUGAGAAUCCGGUCACCCUGAAGACUUAUUUUAUGAUGCUGAAGUUCAGGAUACAGUUCUCUCUAUCUGUAGUCUGAGCAAAGUACAGACCGUCUGGCUUUGGUUACAUCUCUCAGGAAGUCAGAUAGCCAGAGCAACACACACGCACACCUGAGAAAGGACUAGUCCUUUGGAGUGCUGCAGAAGGGGGAUGACAGGACAAGCAGCACUGCAGUGUGACAGUUAUCUCCAAUCAUCUCCAUGAUCACUCAAACCAACAAACUACAGCUGUCUCCCCAGAUCUGCUUGGUGAUGGCACUCCAGCUCAACAAAUCCGAUAAUACAGGUCUCCCAUUGUCAUAGAGAAUAAGCUAAUAGUCAACAGACAAAUUGCAUUGAGAUAGAUAGAAUAGAAUAGAAUUACUCUCUGACAGUGGAUUUCACACAUUAAACGGCCUGCAGAGACUGUGGAUGUCGGGGGGAAGAACAAUACGCCACAGGAGACAUGGUGAGCAAAGAGACUAAUCACUUGGUCACUGGCCAACACACCAACAGCAAGACCGCCGACAACCUGCCUGGCGCCAUGACUGUGCGCUCCGUGCUGCUCAACCGCGACUCGCCGGAUAUCGAGAGCCGCCUCAAGCGCCGCCGCAACCGCACCCACCAGGUCCGCUUCAAAGACCUGGAGGAUGGACUAGGCGGCGGAACCACUGGAGCCAAGAGCUACCAGAGGACUGCCGCUGAGCGUGACAGCCCCCACCCCUUCCGAAAGAACAGCCCCACAAGCCCCAUGGCCCCCCAGGGAUGGCUAACAGAGGCCUCGGUGGUGGGGGCAGUCCGAGGGGACAUGGCAGACACCAUUGAGGUGGUGGCAGCGUUUUUGGCUCGGGCGCCCCCUCACCCGCUCACCCCAGGGCCGGUGCGCCGCUGCUGGGCACCACCACCAUCACCCCCGCGGCCGUGCUCCCUCACGCUGCCCCUCUCCCGGAGGCAGUGCACUAGCAUGGCCAUCCAGACCUCCCCCCGCCUCCAGAAGCCCAAGCCCUCUGUGCUCUCAAAAGUCUGCAGCGUGGGGGACUCGGUGGGGGUGUAUGGGGACAACAAACAGGACAACGAACAUGAUGAGUACUACACUACCCACAACUACCUUUCAGAGCCUGCAUCCAGAGAUGGAAAUGGCCCUGGGUCUAAGGCUAAACAGGGAUUGGUGGACCAAACCCAGUGCCUCAGGACUACUGAGGCUAACGCUAACUCCCCUGCUGUUGGGAAUCACAUGGACUCUUCCUGGCAUAACUCUUCUUGUUCUUCCCCUCCUAAACACCAGGGGAGUGCAACUCCGUCCCAAGUGAGGAGGAGAAGGCGGCGCAUAAACCGUGCUAUCAGUGACCCAGGGAGGGAGGUGUCCUACUGUACCACCCCGAUGCAAACGGACAGUCCCUGUGUCUCCCCCCCUAACACCCCACCUCCCUCGACAGUACAGCCCUGCACCUCCCCACCUCCCUCUACUGUGGGACCAUCUACCUCCUCACCUCCCUCAACUGUGGGAUCCUCCACCUCCCCACCUCCCUCUACUGUGGGACCAUCCACCUCCUCUCCUCCCUCAACUGUGGGAUCCUCCACCUCCCCACCUCCCUCGACUGUGGGAUCCUCCACCUCCCCACCUCCCUCGACUGUGGGAUCCUCCACCUCCCCACCUCCCUCGACUGUGGGAUCCUCCACCUCCCCACCUCCCUCGACUGUGGGAUCCUCCACCUCCCCACCUCCCUCGACUAAAAUCAGUGCUUCCUCCGACUGUGCUUCCAUCUAA